UUCUGUCGCACAUCGUUGAGAUCACAAUAGCGUCGCCAUUUUCGGAGCUCUUUGUGCGCGUCCGUCUGUUUAGACUUUUCUGCUUUUAGCACGGUUUUGGUCGACUUUUAAUACACAUUCGUUGACAAAACAUGCAAGGAUACAGAGGCCCUCAACAGAACCACGGUCCAAACCGUCCGGGGAACCACUUCAAAGGCGAAGGGCCCAACAGCAACGGACAGCAGCCGGAGCCUAGCGAGCAGACCAACCCCAACGCGGCCUUAACGUUGGACCCGCAGAGCUUCAGGAAACCUGGAGAGAAAACAUUCACCCAGCGGAGCAGGCUGUUCGUGGGGAACCUGCCCACCGGAGUCACCGAGGAGGAUCUGGUCAAGCUGUUCUCCAAGUACGGGAACGCCAGCGAGAUAUUUGUCAACAAGGACAGAGGUUUCGGGUUCAUCCGACUGGAGACCAGGAUCAUCGCGGAGAUCGCCAGAGCGGAGUUGGAUGAUUUCGUGUUCAAAGGCAGACCCAUCCGUGUGAGGUUCGCCACACACGGUGCCGCUUUAUCCGUGAAAAACUUACCGGAGUUUGUGUCCAACGAGCUCCUUGAGGAGGCCUUCGCCGUCUUCGGCCAGAUAGAGAGGGCCCUGGUGAUAGUGGAUGAUCGGGGCAGGCCCACGGGGAAAGGCAUCGUGGAGUUCACCGCCAAGCCAGCAGCUAGAAAAGCUCUGGAUAAAUGCAGUGACAGCGCCUACCUCCUCACAGCGUUUCCCCGGCCCAUCACCGUGGAGCCCAUGGACCAGUUCGACGAGGACGAGGGGCUGUCGGAGAAACUGAUCAACAAGAACCAGCAGUAUCACAAGGAGCGUGAACAGCCCCCACGGUUCGCUCAGCCAGGAUCCUUCGAGUACGAGUACGCCAUGCGUUGGAAAGCCCUGAUGGAGAUGGAGAAGCAGCAGUACGAGAUGGUGGACCGCAACAUGAAGGAGGCUCAGGAGAAGCUGGAGGCCGAGAUGGAGGCGGCCAGACACGAGCAUCAGGUGAUGCUGAUGAGGCAGGACCUGCUGAGGAGGCAGGAGGAGCUGCGGAGGAUGGAGGAGCUCCACAACCAGGAGCUGCAGAAGAGGAAGCAGGCUGAGCUGCGACAGGAGGAGGAGCGCCGGAGGAGAGAGGAGGAGAUGAGGCUGCGCAACGAGGAGCUGAUGAAGAGGCAGCAGGAGGGCUUCAGGGGAGGCUUCUCUGAGAACAGAGAGCAGGAAAUGAGGAUGCACAUGGGUGGCCACGGCAUGUCCAUUAAGCGAAAUUCCCUGGGUGGAGGUUCAGGAGCUGCAGGUGCUGCUAGCAUGGCUGCUGAGAGUGCUCCUAUGAUGGCAGGGUCAGGUAGCAGCAGCAACCUGCCUGGAGGAGGUCAAGGGGGCUUCCCCAGAGGGCUCCCUGGGCCUGGAGACUAUAACAAGCAGCGCAGAUUUUGAAUCACAUGUCUGUAUUUUUUCCCUAUGUUCCAACUCACUGUAUGUCAAAGUUUAAGGUAGUGGAUGUUACCUUUGAACUUUUAAAACCGUUUGGGUUUUUUGUACUUUUCUUGUAUUUUUGAGUUGUUUCAGUUCUAAUAUGUCUUUCCAAACGAGCCAUGCAUUUUACAUUAUUUCUGACAUAGUUUUUUGCUAGGGAUAGAUAAUGAUUUUUUUGUCUGAAAUGUUACAUUUUCUGUAAUAAAUUCAUGAUUCCCUAAAAAGAAGUGUUUUAUUCAGGACAGAAUAGUUUCACAGCACAAUGCACCAAUCAGGCGUCCCAUGCGAUUCUGUGAGCUCUAAACUGAAGGUCGCCUUUUAGACCCAUUUUGUUUUUUCCUCUUUAAUGACAAAACCACACGUAGGAGAAAAUAUGUGUUGCGCAUUAUCUGACACGUUUCGAUUUGAAUCCAACGGUAAAUGAGUUAUUAUGGAUAAAUCAGUCGUCCACAGUUAUGCAUUAAAGAAAAUGUCCCUGUAGUUCAUUUGAUUUUUUUAUUAAAUGCUAAAAUGUGUAUAAAAGCUGUUGGUUGGUGCAUUUAUUGACCAAAAACUAUUGUGACUUCUUGAUGGAUCUAAUGAAUAGGGAAAAAAAAUAGACAAUACUGUAUUUGACCUGCCGAUCGAGGGAAAAUUGGGUGAUUUCUGUCCGAAAAGCAACAAUUGUUCCAACUGCAGGAAAAAUAAACUCAUUGAUCCUGUUAUGUAA
This is a messenger RNA of Girardinichthys multiradiatus, 2202 nucleotides long. RefSeq names its product non-POU domain containing, octamer-binding (gene nono). Gene Ontology annotation, biological process: regulation of DNA-templated transcription. Bases 132 to 1454 code for a protein of 440 amino acids. The transcript has a single exon. Gene Ontology annotation, molecular function: RNA binding. Gene Ontology annotation, cellular component: nucleus. Lineage: Eukaryota; Metazoa; Chordata; Actinopteri; Cyprinodontiformes; Goodeidae. The record is from RefSeq and is a predicted model, not a curated record.